AUGUCUGGUGACAUCUUUGCGGACUUGCUCAAGGGGAGCGGAAGCGGGAGCGGCGUCGGCUCCGCCGACAACAACGACUCGAACCUGUCUUUGAAACAGCGGAUGGACAGCACGAGGGGCACGCCGGGGACACAGCACAGCGGCGGACUGGACCUCGACUUCUUAGACACGUACGUGUCGAAGAAACCGGCGACAAGCAGCACGGCGUCGUCCGUGAUGGACGAUCUGCUGUUUGCACCUGCAGGUCGUGCUUCGUCCGGCUCCAACCCCAGUUUGAGCGUUAAUGGUAAUGUUCAGCAGAACAGCAGGGCAGAAAGCCUUGGAGGCAGCAGCAACGCAGGGACGGAGCUGCUAGACGACUUUUUCGGGCAGCCCGUGCCGAAGCCCACGCCGGCUGCCUCUGCUGCCGUCGACCAAGCGCCCCUGGCUGCCAGCAGUGCCACCCCGGCACGCCCGUCGUCGCAGGAGCGGAGAGAUGGCGCAUUGGCGGAACUCAUGGACAUGGGGUUCCCCCUAGAGAAGGCAAACGCAGCGUUGGACUCUACCCGCAGCGGCUCGGAUCUCGACGGCGCCAUCUCCUACCUCAUGGAACAGGCGCAUUCGCAGACGGCGACCAGACAGCAGCGGCCGACGCCGGACAGCAGAAGUGGACGAAGAGCUCACAGGUUGGACUCCUCGGCCCAGGCUCCGUCGAAUGGGGACGAUUUUGGAAGCGUGGUGAACGAGUUGUCGUCGGAGUUCAUGUCCACGGCGUCCUUCUUGUUCAACACAGGGAAAAAGAAGAUCCAGGAGGGUGUGGACAUGUACAGACAGCAGCGACUGGAAAACAACGACGGCCAGCCGCUCUGGAUGAAGAACCAGCUGAAGUACAAGGCCAAUUCCAUGAAGGUCCCGAGCUUCACCGACGAGGACGAGCAGGAGAUGGACCCGGAGACUAUGCGACAGCUCAUCCAACAGCAGAGACUAAGAGAACAGCGUGCAAAGCAGGAACGACAGAGGCAGGAGAGGAAAGACACAGGCUCUUUCUCGUCGUCGCCGCUGCCCUCAAGACCCCGCACAUCGUCAUCAUCGUCGUCAUCUUCGUCGUCUCGGACGCACACACCACAGCCUGCUCGUGCCUCCUCCAGAACCGAUAAUUUCGAGAUGUACAAGUCAUCAUCCCGUCAUCGUCCGUCAAGAACAAACACAAACACAAACACAUCCAGUACUGCUCCAGCGUCCAAGUCUUCUGCUGCAGACAUACCAUCGCUGAUUGAAACUUCCACAAUUCCUGCGCCGACUGCUUUUGCUGCGGCUGCGACGUCUACUUCCAAGUUCACUAUCCCACAGUUGGACUCUGCACAGACAAUGUCAUUCACAACGCACAGAGAAAUUGGGCAGGAGAAAUUCAAGGCGGGAGAUUACACGGCGUCGUUGGAGAAUUUCCUUUCGGCCAGCACUGUUAUCCCAGCAGAUCAUCCGUACCAGAUCAUCAUCAGCUCCAAUCUGUCUGUGGUCUACUCUAAGCUCGGGAAUCCAAAGGAACAAUUAGCGAUAGCCUCGAGAGGUCUCAAGCUGAUAUCACAGUCCACGGGAGAUCUGCCCGUAUCGGAGCUGUCAAGCAUCAAUAUUGAGGAUAACAAAACUUUGAAAAACUUCUGGGUGAAACUCAUGACAAAACGUGCCGAGUCUCUUGAGUUUUUAGAGAAGUGGGAAGAUGCAAAAACUGCCUACGAGAAAUUGAUCAAAGAAGGCGAGUCCUCGAAAGCCGUCAUGGACGGCAAAAACAGAUGUGUGAAGAUUCUCAAUCCUCAGGCGCCUCUAAAACCAAGGGCCAAGCCACGGGCACCACCCAGACAGCAAACUUCGGACACUGCUUCUGCACAGAACGGCGAGAACUUGAAACAUGUGAAGGAGAACAAUUUGAAAAAGGAGAAGGAGGAAGAGGAGAAGUUUGGCUUGCACGACAAGGUGGAGUCGCAGUUGGAUAGAUGGAGGUUAGGGAACAAGAGCAACAUUCGGGCCUUGAUCUGCAGCUUGGACACCAUUCUCUGGCCGGAGCUCAACUGGCAGCCCGUGAAGUUGACGGAUCUCGUUUUGGACAAGAAGGUCAAGAUUUACUACAUGAAGGCUGUUGCCAAGACCCACCCAGACAAGAUCAGCAAUAGCGAGUCUGUGGAGAACAAGAUGAUUGCUAACGGCGUCUUCAUAACCUUAAAUGAGGCAUGGGAGACGUUUAAGGAAAGUAAGGGCAUGUAG
Molecule: messenger RNA, 2238 nt
Organism: Pichia membranifaciens NRRL Y-2026
Lineage: Eukaryota; Fungi; Ascomycota; Pichiomycetes; Pichiales; Pichiaceae
Exons: 1
Coding region: 1-2238 (745 amino acids)
Biological process (GO): clathrin-dependent endocytosis; clathrin coat disassembly
Cellular component (GO): cytoplasm; intracellular membrane-bounded organelle; vesicle
Molecular function (GO): clathrin binding
Source: RefSeq, a predicted model, not a curated record